CUCUUUCCUAUAGCACAUGCGCAAAUAAAUAUUUGCAAGCGUCUGGAAGAUCCAGAUCAGCGAAAAUGGUUCCUAGUGUUUUUAUUUGGGAACAAAAGUAGAUUCUUCUCUCUGCUCUGGUGGAGAUUCUGAAUGGCACAACCUCAGUUACUGUUGCACAGCAAAGAAUAAAGAUGGAUCUGCUGGAGCAUUGUUUUCAUUGGUUUAUAGUUGAUAUUCCAGAGAAUACUACAAGGGAAAUAUCACUUCAAAGAAUCAUGACACUGUCAGAGAAAAGCAGAAAUAAUGCAAGGAUAUUUCUCCAUUAUGAAGAUGGAAGAGCUUUCUUCAAGUUUCUGGAUGGUUGUUCAACUUUCAAUGAAAUAGAAGCUACCGAAUUGAUCAAUGAUCCUGAAAUACAUGAUGUUUUCGUCUUACAAUAUAGCAAACAGAUUUUAGUUUGUAAAAACGCAGAGGGUUUAAUUAAAAGUUGUUUUCCAAAGGGUAUGGAAAGAAGAAUUGAGUAUAAAAGUUUACCAGAAAUGGUGCAGCAAAAGUCUGGAAAGUCAGAAGUUAUUAGAAGUGAACCUGUAAAUGAUGUUUGUCUUGAGGACAGAGUAAUCAGUUGUAAAAAUGAUAAGGUAAAUUAUGUGCAAAAGCACUCUGUAGUUGGUGUUGUUUGUAACCAAAUGAUUUCUGUGAAAACUGGAGAAAGCCUGCCUGAUAAUCAAGCAGAUACAAAGUACAAAAGAAUCAAGUUUGGAGAUUCUACAAGGUGUAAACCUGCAAGAAUAUAUAUUUUGUCAAACAAGGUGUUAGAAGAAAAUGAACAUGCUAGACAGGACAUUGAACAGAUUCUUUCUGUAUACAUUAAAAAUGUUGCUAAGACAUCAGAUGGAGGUACAGCAGCAACAAACACCUUAGCUUUGACUGACAAAGUAAUAAAGGAGGACAAAAUGGUAUUGAAUGAGGCAAAGCAAACAGAAAAAAGAACAGUGACAAAAUUUUCCCUUAACUCAGAUGCAUUGAAUGAAGCAAGAGACUGUAGUGCAAACAUAAGUGAAGACAUAAGACAAAUGGGUUUAGAUAAGGAGAUGAAGAAUUAUAUGAGACAUACAGACGCAUUUUUGCUAGCUGCUAAGCAGAGUAAGAAUUCAUCUAGAACAAUGAAUUUCUCUAAUGAGACAGAGUUAACAUUCAAAGAGACAACAAAGAAAAGAUUUAUAAAAACAAAAGAGCACAAGAAAUCUGUAUCUGAUCAGGAAGAUGAAGUGUAUAAAGAGUCAGCAAAAUCUAGUAGACAGAAGAAAGCAUCUGCAUCUAGACAGGCAUCUAAAAGAAGGAAAAGGAGUCGCCAUUAUGUUGGAAAACCAUUGAAUAACUGGAAGGGAAAAGUAAAAUGUUAUGUUGGGAAAAGGUUAAAUCACCAAGAGAUAGUUAAGAGGCGUCAAAAGAAACCAUUCCGAAGUAAGGGAUGGUCUUGGAAUUCAGAUGAAAAUCUGAAACAGAAGUACAUCCUUGAUGAAAAUGAAUGUUCCAUGCUUUCUUUUAAGGAAAGUUCUUACAAAUACAGUAAAGACAUAAUCAAACUUUUGAGGGAAUUCACUGAUCUGCUUCAUCAUGAAAGGUCUUGGAAAGUAACAGCUUAUGUAUACCCUUACAGGAGAGGGAAGUUAAGUAAGUCAUCUCAGAGACGAAAUCAACAGAGCCGCACACAUGCUUCUCAAGCUGCUGAAGGUAUUCAAGACCAGCAUCCAACACAAGUAUCUGAUGCUGCGAGUGAAAACUUAAACCUUCCACCAGCAGAACUUGUGCAGACAUCAGCAAGGUCAAUAUUUCAGACAUUCACAAAUAAUUCUCCUGCUCCUACUACAAACUUGAUGGUGUCCAUUGAUGCUGAGAGAAGUUUGGUUAACAGACUCCAGGGAGUGUUACCAGAGAACAGGUUUAGUCGACCCCAGCAGCCACCCAGGCACCAGCAGUAUUCGGAUCAACCUGCAAGACUGAGGUCAUUUUCGAACUGGCCCUCGACAGCUGGGCAGGAUCCAUCGAGGAUGGCCGUCUAUGGAUUCUUUUAUACAGGGAGGUUUGACCUGAUCAGAUGUUUCCAGUGUGGGAUUGGUUUGAAGGAUUGGGCAGCACCAGAUGAACCACUGUUUGAACAUAUAAAACACUCACCAGAUUGUCAGUUCCUGAAAGAUCUUCUUGGACAAGAUUUACUGAACGCAUAUAGAGAUAACCUGCUUGCAAACCAGUUAAGGCAGGCCACUGCUACAUCUGGAUCUUCUACAGGAAAUCAGACGCAAGCUACAGGUAGAAUCAGAAACCCACAGUACUCUGAGGCAACAGCAAGAUUACGUUCCUUUGACAAAUGGCCAGCGUCCUCACUACAGAGACCUCAGGCUUUGGUUGAUGCUGGAUUGUUCUAUACUGGAUUUAAUGACUUGUGUCGCUGUUUCACCUGUGAUGGAGGAUUACAACGUUGGGACGCAGAUGAUGACCCAUGGAUAGAACAUGCACGAUGGUUCCCUCACUGUAAUUAUGUGAGGCAGAUUAAGGGACAGGAAUACAUCAAUAUGGUACAGCAAGCUGCAGCACAGGCUCGCGAGGAGGAACAGGACCCUGCUGUUGUUUAUCCACCACCAGGACAACGUGCAGGAAGAGGACCUGUUGAGCAAGGAAUUUCUGACCUCACACUAGAGGAUACCAAUCCUCUGAACACACUUGCAGCCCAGAGUGUUAUAGGUAUGGGGUACUCCAGACGUGCAGUCCUGCUGGCAAUACAUGAAUACAACGGCCAAGCUCAUGGAGAAAGGGAUGACUACACAGCUGGUGAUCUUGUCAGGAUUCUUACAGAGAGACAAGACAGGGGAGAGGCUUUACCGCCAGAUUCACCAAGGGAUAGUUAUGCUACUCCUGCUAAUGUGUUGAUACCUGAAAACAUGGGUAAAUAUUCUUUAACUUACACAGUAAAGUAACUUUAAAAAAAAAGGAAUUUUUUCUUAGCAGUAAUUUUGAAGUCAGUUUAAAGUUUUAAACCAAUUUACACUGUGUUUAAUUCAUUAUUACUCAAUCUUUGUAACCAGGACUUCUACAUAUUAUUUAUAUUAAGGCAGAACCAAGAUUCUACUGAGACACCAGCAGAAUCAGACAAGCAUAUUCCUUAGAAAUGUUUCACUAAUAAUGCUGAUUCAAUGGUAUUCAUAAUGCCAUACCAAUAAAUGGUGAAACACUGAAAACAGUGCUUUAAAUGUAAAAGCAGGGAGACUUCACUGCUUUUACUUGGUACAUAUAAUACUUAUGUGAGCAUAAACCAUUUAGGAUCGAGAAGGGAUUUGAACAUACAAGACUUUUGAUUGUUACAAGGCAUGAGAUUCCUUCUAUAUGAUUGUGACAAGUAAAUCAAAUUGUAAAGGGAGAAAAGCAGAAUUAAGAAGAAGAAAAUAGAUUACAUUAUUUUGAAUGAUAAAUUUCAAUCAUUUUUAGCUCACCUGUCACAAAGUGACAAGGUGAACUUUCCUGUCCGUCCCUGCAUCUGAAAACUUUUGCUUGUGACCACUCUAGAGGUCACAUUUUUCAUGGGAUCUUUAUGAAAGGUAGUCAGAAUGUUCAUCUUGAUAUCUAGGACAAAUUCAAAACUGGGUCAUGUUUGUUCCAAAACUAGGUCAGUAGGUCUAAAACUAGAAAAACCUUGUGACCUCCCUAGAGGCUAUAUUUUUCAAUGGAUCUUCAUGCAUAGGUCAGAAUGUUCACCUUGAUGAUAUCUAGGUCAAGUUCGAAACUGGGUCACAUGCGGUCAAAAACUAGGUCAGUAGGUCUAAAAAUAGAAAAUCCUUGUGACCUCCCUAGAGGCCAUAUUUUUCAAUGGAUCUUCAUGAAAAUUGGUCAGAAUGUUGCCUUGAUAUCUAGGUCUAGUUCGAAACUGGGUCACAUGCGGUCAAAAACUAGGUCAGUAGGUCUAAAAAAAGAGAAACCUUGUGACCUCUCUAGAGUCCAUACUUUUCAACGGAUCUUCAUGAAAAUUGGUCAGAAUGUUCACCUUGAUGAUAUCUAGUUCAAGUUCGAAACUGGGUCACGUGCCGUAAAAAAUUAGGUCAUGAUUAGGUCAAAUAAUAGAAAAACCUUGUGACCUCUCUAGAAGUGCUAUUUAUCAUGGGAUCUGUAUGAAAGUUGGUCUGAAUAUUCAUCCUGAUGAUAUCUAGGUCAAGUUCAAACUGGAUCAGCUGCGGUCAAAAACUGGGUCAGAAGGUCUAAAAAUAAAAAAAUCUUGUGACCUCCCUAGAGGCCAUAUUUUUCAAUGGAUCUUCAUGAAAAUUAGAAUGUUCACCUUGAUGAUACCUAGGUCAUGUUCGAAACUGGGUCACGUGCAGUCAAAAACUAGGUCAGUAGGUCUAAAAAUAGAAAAACCUUGUGACCUCUCUAGAGUCCAUACUUUUCAACGGAUCUUCAUGAAAAUUGGUCAGAAUGUUCACCUUGAUGAUAUCUAGUUCAAGUUCGAAACUGGGCACAUGCCAUCAAAAACUAGGUCCGUUGGUCAAAUAAUAGAAAAACCUUGUGACCUCUCUAGAGCCUAGAGGCAAUAUUUUUCAUUGGCUCUGUAUGAAAGUUGGUCUUAUUAUUCAUCUUGAUGAUAUCUAGGUCAAGUUUGAAACUGGGUCAGCUGCGGUCAAAAUUUAGGUCAGUAGAUCUACGUUAUCCGUGUGUCCGUGCGUAAACUUUUGCUUGUGACCACUCUAGUUUAAGAUCCAGCCUUGAAAUUUGGAUCACAUGUACAGUUUUGCACACCAAUCUUUAAACUGUCUUUCAGUGGCCAUAAAUGUGACCUACUGAUCUACUUUCUAAUAUUUUAGCAUCAGUUUGCCAUUUGAAACAUGUGGUUCAAUAUACUCAGGUGAGCGAUUCAGGGUCAUCAUGACCCUCUUGUUUAUAUUUUAAUUUUCUGCACAGAUCCAGAGGAAGAAAAUCGACGGCUAAAGGGGAUACUGAAAUGUAUGCAGUGUGAGGAAAAUGAUACGAACAUUUUGUUCUUACCGUGUACACAUCAUAGGAUGUGUGAAGAGUGCGCAGAAAAUGCUGUCAUCUGUCCUAUAUGUGGGAGGAAAAUUGAUGAAAAAAUUAAAACAUUUAUGUCUUAAUCCCGGACUUCUCUCAAGACGUGCACGCCGUGUCUGGGGCACUUAAACACAGAUGUCUCAUCUUGCUGUUUGGUACCCGGCACGUGGGUUUCGAUAAUGUCCUCUUUUCAAAUUUGAUCAUUUGGAUUAUAAUGCAAAUUUAUAUGAGCUGAAACUUUAUAAUGGCCCUAUCCAUUUUUUAUGUCAAAUCGUUCACAUACAAGUUAAGUAUACCUGAACUCUCAAUAGUCAUAAGUACUCAGAUUGCCAGAAAUAUUAGAACUUUGCAAAUGUAAGUACUGGUACUUGUACAGUAUUUUAACACAUAUAUACCAAACAUGGUGCACAGUCAACAAUGGUUUUUUAGUGUGGUUUACUUGAGCUGGGUCUUUCUGACCUUGAACUUGUCAUUUUAAGCAAGUCUUACACUGUAAGUAAAUCAUGCUAUCAUAAGGCUUUUUGUUUAUUCAUUUAAGGUAUUGGACCUGUAACAGAGUACUUCCUUUAUGAAGAGUAUUCAGUUCCUACUAUAAACUUACUUUGACUGCAAUUUUCAGGGGGGCGUAGGUUCAAGCCCCACUGGGACCAAAAUUUGUUUUGUUUUUUUCCUUUUCUAGCAGUUUUUACUUCUUUCAAGACUUAUUAUUGAUGUAUUGUACAAAAGUGGAUUUUUUUUUCAUUUAAUAAGCGAUUUCUUGCUGUUCAAAGUGAAUUUACCUCUGGAACAGAAGGGGUAGAGUUAGAAAUCUUUAAAAAUAAUGAGUUACAUGCGGUAAAGGUUCUCUAUUUUGCCUUCAUUCUUUAGAUAACAUAUUGUGGAAGAAAUGUAGGUAGGUUUUACUUCUGCCCCAAAGUUAUUUUUGCAUGAAGUGAGCAAAAUUCAAAACAAACCUACAGGAUUCGACCUUAAUUUUUCAAUGUUGGAGUUAGAAUUCUGUCUCAUUAAAUCCGUUUACUUGAGGCACCCUAUAAAAAAUGAAGUUGACAUUUUAAUUUUGUGUUUAUAAUUGUUUACCAAUAGUUUGAUGUUUCUUUUAUCAAAAUUAAUGCUAUAAUGAAUUCUCUGCAAAUGUUUUAGAUAGUGGCAAUCACAUUGAAAUGUGUCCCUACUUGAGCUUGAGGAAAUACCAUAAGUUAUACAAAAUUUACAAAAAACAGCACGGUAAAAGUUGUUUAAAAUUUGCAACACAGUGUGAAACACGGUUAACUUCAAGAAUAUACCAAGCAGUUGUCACUUUUUAAACAUUACUAUUAGGGGUCCAAUACCUUAAGUUGAAAAGUAGCAACAAAAAGAAGUGAUAAUUAUCGAAACCCUGGCCUGGCUUUCACUAAAAUUCUCAAGGUAUGAAUUUUUCCCCGUCAAAGUUUUGGAUCACUGUAGUUUAGAAUCAAUUAUCACACGUCUCAUUUUCACCCACCUGCCUAUGUCAGUGAGUAGUGCACAAGACUUCAGUUGAUCUGUCGUGACUUUGGUCCUUGGGCAAGGCAGAUGUUUUCAGUGAAAGUCUGUUUCACAUCCAUGUGAAGAAGUUUUCAGAACUUGCAUAGUACAGUCAGUACUGGUAUGAAAUCCAGGAUCGUUUGCUAGGGUUAAAUUGUUCACUUAACUAUAACCACUCUGGGAAAUUGGCAUUAAACUGAUACAAAACAUACCAUUAUUAACAAGAAUUAUAAAAAAAAAAAAAACAAUAUUUUGAAAGAUUUACUGUCUAAUAAUUACAUGUCAUUUGGAAUAUGAAUAAGAACUAUAGAGCUUGUACCUUAACUUGAGAAUAUUAAUGAAAGACGGGCAGCAUCAUGCAGACUGUUGUAUGUUAGUGUAGUUGCAGACAGGAUAAAUAUGAGAUUUUACACUUUAUAAUAAAUGGAGGAGAGAGAUUGGGACUGAAAUAGAGGAUUGUCAGUGUAUUGUGACACAAAUGGAUAAAUUGAACAAAAAUGGGACUGUUCUGCUAAGCUUUCAGUUAAGGUGGCUCUGUGUUUUUUGAUAAGCUGGACGAUGUGAUAUGAUGGCAUUUAAUCUCUAGUGUAAAUGGCAACAUAUGUAAAGAGGAAAUUUGUUUAGUGUUUUCCCUACCCUUUGGACGGUGUUGAUAAAAAUAUCUUAUACAAUAUGCUUCCCUAUGGGUUUUGGAAAACAGUCUUACACAGACAGGCCUGUAAGAUCAUUAUAAUCUUUAGAUCCAUAUUAAAUUGGAAAUGUUAAUAUCUUUCUAAAUGUUAAAUAUCAAAAGUAAUGUUGCAUGCCAGCUGGAAAUUUGCAGAUGUCUUUUAUUGUCUUAAAUUCAUUUUCAAAUCUAUCUAAGAAACAUCAAAUACAUGACUCGAUCUUUUUUUAGUAGCCAACAUUGGUAAGUAUACCCUGAAGUUGUGAAAUGACAGUUAAAAUUUCUAAAAUUGUAGAUUUGAUUUUAACAGUUCUGUACAUUUGAAUUAUUUUUUCCCUACAAUGUAGAAUUUGGUUAAACUGUGAUGUUUCAGUUCUAAAGAAUGUACUAAGCAAAUAUGACAAAUAAGAAUUGGUUGUGUGCUUGACUUUUUUGUGGGUGUAAGCUUUAUUGUAUGAAAUCUGGAUAAAUGUCAUUUCUUUAUGACCUCCAGUUUGUCAGAUGCACAGAACUACCUUAAAUGAAAACUACUACAACUUCAUUCAAUAGUUAUCUUUGUCUUGAUUUGGACUCUGGGAUUGAGACUCGUGUUCUAAGACUAACAUUGAGAACAAGUAAUAGUUAAUGAAAACUGAUUUAAGAAAUGAAGUUUUUUCGAUAAAUGAAAACUGAUUUUAAAAAUGAUGUUUUCCUCUGAUAGUAUACUGUAAUUUUAAGAGUUACAGUAGUUAAGUGCUUUACAAAUGUUGACAUAGUAGAGCAGUUCUGACUGUGGCCAUGAUGUACAAUUUUUAUUUUCAUGCACACAGAAUAGGCCGAUUUUAUGGAAAAACUGGUGUUUAACAGAAAUUCAAAUGAAAAAUUAAUACCAGUGAUUUAGCACAAGAGUGACUAGCACUAAUUAUGCUAUAAUUAUUACAGCUUCAUCGGCAUUUCAUUCCAACAUAAGGGACAGAUGUAGUAUUUCAAGAAUAUUUUCAGUUAUUUUGUUUGUAUUUAGAAAUGUUCAUACAAGUAGCUUACCUGAGUAGGAGAAAGCCUGUUUGUGAAAUCCAAUUGAUGGGGUUUUUUUAAUGUUGAAAUUUGAAAUAACUUAAUUUCAAAAUUUCACAAUUUAGAAACUUCACUUCCCAAGCAGAAAGCUCCUAUUCAGAAGUUUUUUGUUUUGUUUUGUUUUGUUUUUUGGGUGGGGGUGUUGGGCGAGCUUUGAAAAAAUAUACAAGUUUAUUCAGACAUUAAACAGAUUAACUGAGUAGAAAAGAUGAGGUGUAAAAGUUUAACAUGGAAUAUUUCAUUAAAUGAUGCCAUAUAUACUCUUACACACCAGUUCUUUUGAGUGAAGCAAUUUUGUAAAAUGAUGAUUUUAGCUCCAGAAGCAAGUUACUAUAUUAAACAGUUUUGUUAAUCCUAAGAUUUCCUACUGCCUGAAGGCUUUUACAUAUUAUUAUAGAUAAUUACUCUGACAUUUUCAAGCUUUCUUAAAAAAGGGGUUCGGGGAUGGGCUGGUGUAUGGGAAGCCAUUUUUCUAUUGAGUUCAUUUUUGUGAUAUCACCUGCUUUUCACUUAUUUGAAAUGGUAUUAUCUCCUAUUUCAAUAUGUGAUAUCCUGUAAUCCCUUAAAAAUGCAUUAAGUAGUACAGUGACAACUCGUACCGAUGUCCUCCCCUUGUUCACAAAUUUAUGUAAAAGAUCUCCAGAGCAUACAACAGCAAAAAAAGAGAAAAAUAUUACGUACGACCGUAUCGGGAAGUUAAUGCUAUAUUUGUUAAGAAAGUUUUUAAACUUAAUUACUGACAUACUUCAUGUUAUUGAAACACAUGAGAAUUAGUUGUUUUUACUAGAUUUUAUUUUCAAAAUUGAAAAGCUUUUUUGCUCGAGGUAAACUGCCUUAAUUAUAAAUCUUUAUAUUUAACAAAGGUUAAAUACAUUUUCCUCCAUGGUGUACUGGACAUGAACAAAGGAAAGUUUUUAUUGCUGUUGCAGCCAGAGUUUUAUUCCCGGCUUAGGCAUCUUUUUUUUUCUUUCUUGAUUUGGUUUUUUUAAGAUAGUUUAGAAACAAAAACUCAUAUUUUAAUCUUCAUAAUAUGUCAAAACUUAUGGUUUUUUU
Messenger RNA from Mercenaria mercenaria, 9307 nucleotides. RefSeq lists its product as uncharacterized. Gene Ontology annotation, biological process: negative regulation of apoptotic process; regulation of cell cycle. Bases 174 to 2957 code for a protein of 927 amino acids. The transcript is spliced from 10 exons. Gene Ontology annotation, cellular component: cytoplasm; nucleus; spindle microtubule. Lineage: Eukaryota; Metazoa; Mollusca; Bivalvia; Venerida; Veneridae. Gene Ontology annotation, molecular function: cysteine-type endopeptidase inhibitor activity involved in apoptotic process. The record is from RefSeq and is a predicted model, not a curated record.